AUGAGCGAGCUCAGUGAGAGACCAGCGAGACAAGAGAGAGCGAUACCGUCUUCUCCGACGAGCGUCGUCCUCUUCGUCUCUGUCGUUUCGAUUUCUAAGUUUUCUCCCAAUAUCAUAUUUGAGUACGAUUGUGACUCUGAGUGUGAUUCUCUAUUCCCGAUUUCUAAGCAAAACUUUGUGUCCUUAAAUCAGUUAGGUUUUCUUUUGAAUGCUGCAUUCGUCUUGGUUCCUGGUGGAUUUGGAGAUCGUGGUGUGAAAGGUAUGAUAUUAGCUGCAAAGUAUGCCAGAGAGAACAAUGUUCCUUACCUUGGGAUUUGUUUGGGCAUGCAGACUUCCGUUUUGAGUUUAGAAAAGGUGGACAGCACAGAGUUCGAUGAACAUACACCAAAUCCUUCAAGAACACAUAUGGGAAGCACAGUGAGACUGGGAUCCAGAAGAACACUUUUCCAGACUCCUGAUUGCAUUACUUCAAAGCUGUACCAUAACUUGGAGUAUGUGGAUGAAAGGCAUCGGCAUAGAUAUGAGGUGAACCCAGAUGUUAUUGGAAUUCUUGAAGAAGCGGGCCUAAAAUUUGUAGGGAAGGAUGACAGUGGAAGACAAAUGGAGAUUUUAGAGCUUCCAAGCCAUCCAUUCUAUGUAGGAGGCAAUUUCAUCCAGAAUUUAAAUCACGGCCUGGGAAGCCCUCAGCUCUCUUUUUAG
This is a messenger RNA of Prunus armeniaca (apricot), 699 nucleotides long. The record is from the annotation of a GenBank genome assembly. NCBI's taxonomy places the organism in Eukaryota, Viridiplantae, Streptophyta, Magnoliopsida, Rosales, Rosaceae.